GACGAGAGGUGCUUUUAGAAAUUAUCCUGAAGAGUGCCAUUUUGAGUCACGCUUCCGGCUUUUCGAAGUAGUGCUCCUAGAUGGACAGCAGCGACGAUGCUGGUGUUAGCGGAAAUAGUAGAGUGCUCGCGCCUCCGUCCGCGGCAACGGCAGCCGGCGCAGCAGCAGCAGCAGCAGCAGAGCAUGAAAGGUUAGCCGACUCGAAUGAACCUGAGGACUUGGAUCACUCUUGCGGGUGUUUUUCUCUGAGAUGCAGCCAUAAGUUUUGCAAGCUCCACAACCCUUUCACCAGGGGACCUUAUAACGAGGACGCGGACCCGGAGGCGCCUCCGCUGACGAGCUGUCGCACGGUGUCGUUCGACGCGUCGCACGAGACGCACUACGUCGUCGUCGUACACGGCACGUUCGACGCGCCGCCGGCCGACGGGUCGCGCACGUGGUACCAGCCCGCGGCGCCCGGCGAGCAGAAUUUCUGCAGCAAGAUCGGCGCGCUUCUAGCGGACGGCCCGCUGGGCGGCGGGUGCGUGUGGCGCGAGCUGCCGUCCGCGCUGCCGGCGCGAUCCGGCAUCCCGCAUCCGUUUCACUGGGACGGCACGAACACACACGAAGGACGCGUCGACGCGGCGCACAAACUCUCGCGGAUCUUUAACUUCAUUGCAACCAAUGACCCCUCGGCUCGCAUCCACGUCAUUGCUCACUCCCACGGGGGCAACGUGCUGCUUAAAGCCACAGAGCUGUACAUGAAGCGCCUGGGAAGCCGGUCUGUUUCCGAUCUCCCACCAGCCGUCCAGAAGCAGUUCUGGGCGGCGUACAAGAGCAGAUACGAUAUGAUUCGCCACUGGCGCAAGCCGGACGUCUCCAACACCCUGUGGCGCUUCUUCCCUUUUCUCGUGGUGCGGAGGAGCAUGACCGGCCAGAGAGCCACAUCGGUGAAGGAGCAGUACCCCUGGGCUUGCUCCCGCUGGGUGGACUCCCUUCUCGCCCUCCCCACCAAGCGGCAGCGCCUCUUCCUCGCCCACCGCCUCGCCACGAGCCCCCUCUCCAACGCGCUGGGCUCCCUCAUCUUCCUGGGCACGCCCUUCUAUGUGAAGAAGUGGGAGCGCAACGGGGUGGCGCUGCUGCUGGGGACGACGGCCGUGUCGAUGGUGGUGAUGUUCGUGGUGAUGUGGGGCUACGUGCUCCUCUGGCAGCUCGUGGUGCUCGCAAGCGCUGGGCGGAUCGGAAGGUCCGAGUCCCCCACCUACGUGCCCUUUGCCCUCGCAAUGGCUGUCCUGAUUUUUGCGAUCAUCAGUGUGGCAAUGGAGCUCUGGCGCAGCACUGCUUUCUACAGCGGCAACAUCUACCACGCGCCGGAUUUUGAUUGGUCGCAUGCCAUGUCAGCGCUCGUCGUCCACGCGGGCAAGCUAGACGAGGCCAGCCUGGCACUCUCCACCGAGCCUAUCGCCCGAGCCUAUGUGUUCCCGCAGCUGGCCUCCAUGCUCAAGCUGCCCUUCUGGAAGAGCCUCCCGCACCGCCCGGUCACGAAAAACUUCUCCGAUUGGACGCUCUACCUCAGCAACUCUGCCCGGAUCCUCCUGUGGAAUAUAAUUUUCAUCCUGCCCGCUGCGGCUGUGGCGCUGCUGUCGCGCUUGCUGGCCCCGGUGGUUAUAUCGGUCGUGCGGAACGUGAUUGUGACCAUCAGCUUUGGGCUAUCGGCCAAGGAGCUGAGCUUUGCGAGUGUGUUUGUGGACGAGCACCUCGACCUGGGGCUGUCAUCGCAACACAUCGAACACUGGAAUGUGCAGAAACUGCUAGCGCUGGCCAAGACCCGGUCGCUACAGGGGGAGCUGAUGGCGGGAUACGAGGAUGACACCUGCGACAUGGGGGAGGCUGUAUUCGGGGAGGGUGCAACCCGGGAGGGGGUACCUGCGGAGGGGGUAACUGGGGAGGGAGCAACUGGGAAGGAGGAAAAGGCGGGGGAGAGAAAGGGGCAGGAGGGGGAUGUACAGUUGGAGGAGGGUGGGAGGGAGGAGGGUGAGAGGGAGGAGGGUGAGAGGGAGGAGGGUGAGAGAGGGGAGGGGGAGAGUGAGGAACGGGGGAGGAUGGAGGGGGAAGUGGGAGCGGUGACAGGUAGCGGGAGGAGGAGUCUGAGCCGGUUCCGAAGACGAGUGACCUUCAGUGAGCGAUCUGCACGACACCCGCAUUUGGACUCAGACGGAGGCAAAGAGGCGGGAACGAGGGGAGAGGGAACGAGGGGAGGGGAGGGGACGGGGGGAGAGAAGGAAGGGCAUGCGGAGGCUCGGUUGUUGGAGGGUGGAGGAGGGAGCAGUGAGGGAGUGCGGAAUGACGUCGUAACAGUCAAUAUGCAGCAGCAGGAGCAUCAGCAUAACCAGAAGCACCAGGAGCAGCAGGAAGAGCGGUUGAGCCCAGGGCAGGAGAUGAGAGAGGCCAUUACGAGGGAGCAAGGGACGCCAAGGGAGCGCCUGGCGUACGAGUUUCUGUGGGACGACGGGGCGCUGGAAGCAGCGGCGAGGCAGUCGGAGACGUACAAGCUGCUGCGGCCGCAGAUGCAGGCCAUCACCCACAACCCGCGAUUGAGCGACGAGGAAUGUGUGCGGCAGGUGAAGCAGCUGUGUGUGAUGAUUGAGGAGAGGUUCGGAGAACUGACCGGCCGGUUUGACCUCAACCACGGGGCGUACUUCCGAGACCCCCGCAUUCUCGGAGCUGUUGCACACUUCCUGGGGAACCGGGAGCUCCCUCAUUGGUCCAGGGAGGUCGAUACGGAUGUGUUGAGGGCCGAAGAGCGGGUCAGAUUUGGGAGGUUUGGCAUGGGUAGCUGAAAUGGGUUGGUUCUAGUGUACGUUCACUGUGAAUAGAGAGAGGAGGAGCAACAGAGGCGAGGUAGCCUAGUGCUUGUUGGGAAGGGAGGGAGGGGAAACAGGGGUGGGGCGCAGUGUGGAGAUGAUCCCGAGAGGUCGAUGCUGAUGUGUUGAGGGCCGACGUGUGGAUCAGGUUUGGGGGGCUUGGCGUGGGGAGCUGAAAAGGGGUGCCCUAGUGCCCUGAUAUGACUUCUGAGUCGACUCAAAGUCACCUUGAAACGGGGUGCCCUAGUGCCAUAUGCGACCUAGUGCUUGCUGCGAAUGGCUGCAAGAGGAGAGAAGGGAGAAGGGGAGAACCAGGGGUGGGAUGAGGUUGGUCUUGGCGGUUCGAGGGUUGAGGAGAGGAUCAGCCUGGGGAUGUAUGUGUGGCCUGGGGAUGUAUGUGUGGCCUGGGUAUGUAUGUGUGGCCUGGGUAUGUAUGUGUGGCCUGGGGAUAGAGGCAGGGGUGGGGUGAGGCAGGGGCAGGGGUCUGUCUGUACUCUCUCGUACUGCAGGCACUCUUACUAGCCCGAAUCAGAGGCAGCCAGGGGAGGGGAGGCAACAGACUUCUCAGUCACAGGCUCCAUGACCCAUGGCGUUGUAGGAUUCAAGACCAGUCAAAGGAUUACAGAAACAACAAGAGCAAGACCAGAGAGGCACUACUAGUCCAACCACUGGGAAGGGCCACAAAGCCAGUCAGGUUAACACAUAUAUAUAAAGGUCUAUACACAAUCAAGGCCCUAGCUGGUGAGAGGCAACAGGAACAAGACCUAGCUGUACAUAGUGCCGCUGAUGAUCUUUAGGCGCAAGCGCCUUCGUAAAGAUAUCAGCUGUGUUGGCACUGGAGGCAAAGUGUACUCCGCGAGCCUGGCGACGUUGCUAUAGCUCACGCAUGAGGAAGUACCGCAGCUGGAUGUGCUUCGCUCUCCCCUCAAAUCGAGGCUCCUGGCACAGGAGGAACAUGGCCCUGUUGUCAGCGUACAGGACUGGGGCAGAGCUAGGCCGCUCACCUAAGUCGGUGAGCAAAAAAGUCAGCCAGCGGAGCUCCUGUGCCGGCAUGGCAUCGGCGUAGAUCUCGGCCUCACAGCUGUGUCAAACAUGUGUAGUUAUCAUGUUCGUAUAGACUGUAUAGGGUCACCUUCUAG
Closterium sp. NIES-67 is the source of this 3982-nucleotide messenger RNA. The record is from the annotation of a GenBank genome assembly. NCBI's taxonomy places the organism in Eukaryota, Viridiplantae, Streptophyta, Zygnematophyceae, Desmidiales, Closteriaceae.